This is a messenger RNA of Kockovaella imperatae, 1071 nucleotides long. RefSeq lists its product as hypothetical. Gene Ontology annotation, molecular function: glutamine synthetase activity. The coding region runs from base 1 to 1071 and encodes 356 amino acids. The record is from RefSeq and is a predicted model, not a curated record. Gene Ontology annotation, cellular component: cytoplasm. Lineage: Eukaryota; Fungi; Basidiomycota; Tremellomycetes; Tremellales; Cuniculitremaceae. The transcript has 5 exons.
AUGUCCGAGCUCAUUGCCACCAAACGAGUCGACUUGCUCGCUCCUUAUCUCGCUCUCCCUCAGGGCUCAAAAGUCCAGGCUGAAUACAUCUGGAUUGACGGCGAUGGUGGUCUCCGAUGCAAGACCAUGACCCUGGACCAGAAGCCAUCAGCUGUUUCAGAAUUGAAAGAAUGGAACUUUGAUGGAUCUUCCACCAACCAGGCGCCAGGAAACAACUCUGAUGUCUACCUGCGCCCAGUCGCCAUGUUCAAAGACCCUUUCCGUGGAGGUGACAACAUCCUCGUCCUCUGUGAAUGUUACGACAAUGACGGAACGGUCAACGCAUCCAACUACCGAGCUCACUGCAAGAAAGUCAUGGACGCUGCCAAGGAGCACGAGCCAUGGUUCGGUCUCGAGCAAGAAUACACCUUGUUCGACGCCGAUGGCCAAGUCUUUGGAUGGCCCAAAAUGGGUUUCCCAGGACCUCAGGGACCUUACUACUGUGGUGUCGGAGCUGGACGUGUCUUUGCCCGUGAUUUCAUCGAGGCCCACUACCGCGCUUGCCUCUACGCCGGUGUCAAAAUCUCUGGUAUCAACGCCGAGGUCAUGCCAUCUCAAUGGGAAUUCCAAGUCGGACCAUGUGAGGGUAUCGAGAUGGGAGACCACCUCUGGAUGGCUCGAUUCUUGUUGUUGAGAAUCGGUGAGGAGUGGGGUAUCAAGCCCUCCCUCCACCCCAAGCCUCUCAAGGGAGACUGGAACGGUGCCGGCUGCCACUCCAACUUCUCAACUGUCGAGAUGCGAACACCUGGAAAGGGUAUGGCCGCUAUCGAGGCUGCUAUCAAGAAGCUGGAGGCCAAGCACUUGGAACACAUUGCCGUUUACGGAGAGGACAACGAGCAACGUCUGACUGGAAAGCACGAGACUGCCAGUAUCGGUCAAUUUUCAGCUGGUGUUGCCAACCGUGGUGCCUCCAUCCGAAUUCCCCGUCAUGUUGGUGCUCAGGGAUACGGAUACCUGGAAGACCGACGACCAGCUUCCAACGUUGACCCAUACCGAGUUACCGCCAUCCUGGUCGAGACUACUCUGCUUUAA